GCGCUAUUUGGAAAAUCGGAACAUUUUACACAAUGGUCGAUGUUGUUUUUGUAGACAAUAACAUAAAUGACAUCGUCAGUUUUGAAGUAGUUUACAAAGAUACGGUGCUACAAGUGACAUUAGACUUAUCAGCGCAACAUGAGGAAACAGUAACACUGCCUUCUACUAUAACAUACUUUCCACUUAAAGAGAAUCCUGAAUUCGUGGAAAAAAUAUUUUCUGUCUAUAUUUCUAUCGAAGUUGAAACUUAUAUCCACGAAAUCUAUACUGAAAGACG
Molecule: messenger RNA, 277 nt
Organism: Ambispora gerdemannii
Lineage: Eukaryota; Fungi; Glomeromycota; Glomeromycetes; Archaeosporales; Ambisporaceae
Source: the annotation of a GenBank genome assembly